Messenger RNA from Amoebophrya sp. A25, 1525 nucleotides. NCBI's taxonomy places the organism in Eukaryota, Dinophyceae, Syndiniales, Amoebophryaceae. The record is from the annotation of a GenBank genome assembly.
AAUUUUUAAAUUUCAGUACUACUACUACUCUACUAGGCUGCGUUUAAGAGUAACAAAGUGGCAGUUCAUUUCUAUCAUCAUCUUCAUGUCUGCAGGUAGAGACCAAGAUGGUGCCUCCGCUGGAGCAGAGCAACGGCGCGAGCGACGCUCUCUUAUUCGAUCGUCUCGGAAAGGCGGUUUUAAAAGGAGGUCAAAGUAAACAUCGUCAUCGUCUUGAAGAUGUUAUGAUAUUCGAUCGUUCUGCAGCGGUACCAAACGAAGUAGAUUGCGUUUUUCCUUUUCGCUCUUGUGAUCAACAGAAGAGCAGCCCCCGCGUUUACAUUGGCACAAAAGAGGCAGCGUAUUCGGAGAAACUACUUGCAGACCUGAAAAUCACUAGUAUUGUGAACUGUCUUGGUGCUAGUAAUUCGAAGAAUAAGUUUGAGCUUCGGACAAAUCAAUUCCGCUAUUUCCGCUUUGACAUUGCUAGCUUUCCUCGUUUGCUGCUAGAGCAUGACAAGAGUGGUGACAGUAGGAGUAGCAGUACCAAUCACAAUACUACUGAAGCACAAGAACAACUACAAGAAGUCUUACGAUUUUUCCGACCCCUCUUCGACUUCGUUGAUGAGCAGCUGAGAGAAGGCAGGAAUGUGCUAAUUCACUGUUUGGCAGGUGCUCAUAGAGCUGGGGCGACAGGAGUGGCGUACUGCAUGUGGAGACGAAGUACUAUGGAAGCAGCACGACUGGAGAACAGCAGGAAGGAUAGCGUAGAUGAAGAGACUAUGAUUAAACAAACGCGAGUAGAUAAAGUUCUACUGAAAGAAGCUUCUGUAGUGAUCGAUGCUGGGGUCGUUGAAUACAACUCUGAGAAAUCCGAUCAUGGGGUCUCUCUGUCUGACGAGGGUCCUCGAAAAAGAAUAAGAAGUUUCUUGCUCUUCACUACGCUAGCAGAGAUUCAGUCUAUUCGGCCUUGUGUGGUACCACCAGAGAGGCUCAUGCGAUUGCUUGAAUUGCUGGAGGUGGCAAUGGAGGUUGGAUUCACCUCUAGAAGCUCUAACACAUCUAAAACUAUGAAGUCCUCUAGGUCUAGUAGUUCUACAACCAUUCCUGAAUCCGAGAACAAAAAUGCAUCACUUCUUCUAGACACAGCACGUGGAAGUAGUACAACCACAACUAGUACAACACAUACAGGCACAAACCACAAGGAUCAUGUUGACAAAAAAGGUUCUGGAGGUCAUGGUGUACAACCACGGCAAACCCGUAGCCGUACUAGCAUGCCAACAAAACCUGAAGACUUGUCAGCUCUCCGAAGGAUCUUGAACAAGAAUAUUACACCUACAUCGAGAUCGAGAGCGAUAUUGGAGGGAGAGGAUUUUUCCCCUUGAUGUGUUCUUCAUCUUCACGAUGAUCGCGCUGUAGGCCUCUUCAUGGAAAACAAGUACUUCAUCUAACGGAAAGAAUUAUACGACCGUACUUCAUCUAAUUCUAACGUGAAGAUGAAGAACACAUCAAAGGGAAAAAUCCUCUCCCUCCAAUAUCGCUCUCG